CUUCCAUAUCCGGUUGGACAACAUUGACCUGCACAAAUCAAUUAUUUGGCCGGUCGAACCAUAGCCGCGCUCUUCCGCUUCCCGGCCGCUUCCUCCUCGUUCUCUCCUUCUAGUCGAUUCCCCGAACGAUUUCUUCUACCCUCACCCAACAGCCGCACUUGCUGGUUUCCGCAUCGUCCGUCUCUCCUGCACGACCAAAAGGGUUUUGAUUCGGCACCCCCUACCUGAGAAGUGACUAGCUUAUUCGUUGUAGUAAAUUGAAUUGACUGCAGAUUAUGGAGAAGCAAAAUGGAGAGAAGUCACUUACGAGAGAAGCGUAAAGAAGCUAGAAAGGAGACGAAGCAGAGAAAAAAUGAAUCUUGGUUGGCACAUCAGAAAUCGAAAGGCCUCAAGAAAGCUAAGCAAUUAAAGACAAAGUCCGCGAAAUCGAAUAAAUCAGAGGCGAAGAGUUUGAAAGAGAGAUCAGGUGGAAAGGUAGCUCCUAACUUGUUGAUUGAACGGGAUUUACAGAGAAAGAGUACGAAAGGGAAGGUGAAAGAUUCUGUUGUCGCUCGAGGGAAUGUAAAAGAAAAGGAUAGUUUGAAGAGAAAAUCACAAACAGGGUUUGAAGAGUUUCUUCAAAUAGAAAUGCAAAAUAAGGAAUUUUUGGCACAUGAAGAUUUGGAAGUUGAGAAAAGGCUUGCUAAGAAACUUAAGGUCAAGGAUAAAAUGCUGAGGGGCAUGGAUGAUGGUCUUAAUGAUCUUCUCGGAGGCAUGCCAUCUGCGUUCGAAUCUUUCAAUGAAGAAGAUGUCUCAGAUGGUGAAGCUUACUCCACUGGGAAUAUACAGGAUGAUAGUUCUGCCAGCGAAAGUGAAGAGGAUACCUCUGCUGAAGAUACAGAAGAAACCCACUCUGAAGAUGUUGCAGAAUCUGAUAUGUCGGAACCAGUAGACAACGAGGUGGAACAUGAAGAAGCUGGCUCCGAGAUAUCUUCAUGCAAGAGACGCAGGAGGAGAAAGAAAUCAAAGCAGAGCCAAGAAGGUGAAAUGCCAAGUAACACAGAAAAUAGAGAUUCCGGUGGAGAAUCAGUUGACGUAGGGGGUGAAUUGAAGGAGGCUGUCGAUGUCUCUGCACCACUGGUUGGUGUGAAGUAUAUUGCUCCCCAUUUGAGAUCUCGAGCUGGAGAUGAGUCUGAAGAUCAUACUCAAAUCCGAAGACGAGUUCGCGGUCUACUGAACAGGUUGUCUGAGUUCAAUAUAGAAUCCAUUACUGGGGAAAUGGCUACGAUAUUUAGAUCUCUCAGCCGCAGUGUCAGUACUCAAAUUAUCAGUGGCGAGGUGUUGGCUGCAUGUUCUGGUGGCCCCCGUGGCAAUGAACAGUACGCUGCUGUUUUUGCCGCAUUUGUUGCAGGCAUGGCCUAUUCUGUCGGGCAGGAUUUUGUUGCAAAACUCAUGGCUUCACUCGCUACAUCUUUUGAGGUUGUGCAUUGUACGCUUUAGAUGGAGCUACAUUGUUACUGUUCUAAUGUUUGUCUCUGAUGGUUCCCUUAUUUACCUAAGUGUUUUGAGCAUUGAAGUUUUAUUUCGAGGAUUCACUUCUCUUACUGCUGAAGAUCUAACAUGGUAAAUGAUGUCGUUCUGGUUGCAGGACGAGUACCGUAAAGAAGACAAUCUUUCUUUGAGAAACCUCACUCUAUUGCUCUCCUAUUUAUAUAUUUUUGGAGUUUGCUCAAGUGAUUUGAUAUACGACUUUUUGAUCAUGUUGAGCAAGCGGUUGACAGAGGUUGAUGUUUCCACCAUCUUGACUGUUUUGCAAUGCUGUGGGAUGAAAAUAAGAGGAGAUGACCCUGCUGUCAUGAAAAACUUCAUUCAGACUGUUCAGAAUAGGGUUCAUGAGCUGAAGGCUUCAUCUACUGAAGAACAGGAAAAAAUCAACGGCAAAAGGAUGGAAUUCAUGCUUGAAACCAUAUGCGACAUAAAAAAUAACAAGAAGAGGUCUCAUGGAGAAACUUCAGAACACACCCGGAUCAAGAAGUGGCUGCAAAAGUUGAGCGCUGAAGACAUCCUGCUUCGAGGACUUAAAUGGAGCAAGCUGCUCGAUCCUCACAAGAAGGGUCAGUGGUGGUUGUCCGGUGAUGUUGCUGGUAAAGCUGAUGAUGCUGAAAAAGUUGCAAAUACAAUUGACAAAGAGGUGCUGGAGGCUCAAAGCAUGCUGCAGCUUGCCGCUGCUCAGAGGAUGAAUACUGAUACAAGAAAGGCAAUCUUCUGUAUCAUAAUGAGUGGAGAGGAUUACGUGGAUGCCUUUGAGAAGCUUCUGAGAUUAGAUCUGCCGGGGAAGCAGGACAGGGAGAUUAUGCGGGUUCUCGUUGAGUGCUGUUUACAGGAGAAAGUCUUUAACAAGUAUUACACUGUUUUGGCCGCCAAACUGUGUGAACAUGAAAAGAACCACAAGUUCACAAUGCAGUUUUGCAUUAGAGACCACUUCAAAGAGCUGGAAUCAAUGUCACUUCAGAGGUCAAUGCACCUAGCCAAGUUUGUAGCAGAGAUGGUUGCUUCUUUUGUGCUCUCCCUUUCAGUAGUCAAGACCAUCGACUUUGAUGACGCUGCACAGCUAACCCCCAAAAGGAUCAUGCAUUUCCGGAUGUUGUUUGAGUCGAUAUUCGAGUACCCUGGUAAUACCGUUUGGAACACUUUUACUCGCUUAGCAGGCGAUGAAGAACUGGAACCACUUCGUAUUGGAAUGGAGUUCUUCAUCAAGGAGUAUGUAGUGAAACCUAACAAGGCCCUCGCUACCAAAUUCAAACUUGCCAAAAGGGCCCUCAAUAAUGUGGAAAGGGUUCUCAUGUGAGUCUCCAGCAUUAUGCAUUGUUCUGUUCAUGUUCGGUUGCGCUGUUGCAUCGAAGUUGAAAAAUUUUGUGGCGUCGAGUUGUGAAGUUCAGAUCAGAUGAAUUAUGUUGUGAGGAGAUCGAAAUCGUUGUAAAACCUUUAUUGAUACUGAUGAAAAUUUUGUAGAAUAUUAAUGCCGAGGAAAUUUUUGGCCAUGAUAUGUUCUGAUUUAUGCA
This is a messenger RNA of Linum tenue, 3041 nucleotides long. The record is from the annotation of a GenBank genome assembly. NCBI's taxonomy places the organism in Eukaryota, Viridiplantae, Streptophyta, Magnoliopsida, Malpighiales, Linaceae.